Molecule: messenger RNA, 3170 nt
Organism: Toxotes jaculatrix (banded archerfish)
Lineage: Eukaryota; Metazoa; Chordata; Actinopteri; Toxotidae
Exons: 5
Coding region: 476-1009 (177 amino acids)
Source: RefSeq, a predicted model, not a curated record
GCCCACUGUGGAGCCAAAGGUAGCAUUUAACGUCCAGGGAUGUGGUAAGCGUGUUAACGCUAGCUAAAACUCUUAAAGACUAGUUCAGUUGUUUCUUCUGUGUUGAGUUUACGAGCAGCUUUCCGAGUAACUCGCUAGUGACCUCGUCUACGAUACCAAGAAGGCAUGUUCAUAAACCAGAUCAGUUUCAGUUGUUGUUUUGUUCUCCGCGUGGGUAAAUAGAGAAGCGGCUGUUGUUGUCGUUGUGGCCUGCUACACGAUAGCCUAGCUUACCUAGCUUACCUAGCGGUAGCCUCAGCUGGUUCCUGGAGCUCUUCUCGCAUCACAUUCCAGAAACGACAAGGGAAAUGGCACACCUGGCCAGUUAAAUUAGCAGGCCGACGUGUCUGUAAAAAGGCAAAGUGUGUUUUUGACCAGGGAUCAGCAAGUUAUUCCUCAGUUAUGAGAGCCUCUACCCAGUGACAUCUUACAAAAAAUGGAACUGUACUGGUAUAUAGUUGUCAUCAUAUUCAUCAUCAUCAAGAUAUUCUUCUACGUGUGCUGGUACCGAUCAAGACAGAGGCAACUGGCAGCGUACCUGAGCAACCCACGCAAUGCUCAAAUAGUCAUUGUUGGAGGAAGAGCCUACCUUCAUCAGAUGUGUGAGAGACAAAGUCAAACAUCUGUCUGGCCUAGUUGGUAUGGUGUUCAAGAUGACCUGUCAUUGGAGGAGCCCUCCACAGCCCUGCCACCGGCCGCAUCCUUCUCCCACCUUGACAUGCCACCACCAUAUGAGGCAGUCUCUGGAGAGGAUGACCUGAAGCCCCCGCCCUACAGCGAGUGCGCUCACGGUGAUGAAGCCGACGCUCCUCGUCCCUCCCAUCACACUCCUCUCAUUUCUGAGGGAGGAGACCCAUCUAGUGUAAAUGAAGCACCGCCUCCCUACACACCAUCUCCCCCUACACAAGUCAAUCAACAAGAAGGCCCUGUAAGCCGCAGUGAGUCCCAGUCAGAGAGUAGGUCCACUUAAUCAAUCCUUGAUGCCAGUUUGCCUUUUCCAUGCACUGCCUUCCUUACAUUCAACCUCAGCGAUCGUUGCCAGCCUAACUCUCAUCACAUGAGAGCAGAUGUUUAUUUGGAUGCGAGUGUGUGUAUUUGUGUGUAUGCGUGUGUUCAGUGGUUUUUAGAACCAAGUUGUUUUUCUACUUUGUAUUGUUUAAAUAAAAAAAAAAAAAAAGAAAAAGUGGUCAUCUGAUGAGUUUGGCAAUAACAGAUGACAUCAGCAAGCCUGUGUGCCUCGGUCAGGACAGCAGAACCUGCCUCCCAGCUAGGAUGAGGAUAAUACCCUUAACCUCUGAGCUCAAAGGGAAUCUGUGAGAUACAGAUAAGCAGUGAGAGACGGAGACUUUAAAGAGUGUUCUUUUUUUUUUUUUAAAUAACAUUUUCUCUUUCUGUAUGUCUGAGAUCACAUCCUUUCACAGAUUAACUCAUUUUAAAAACACAAACUGGGAAAUGUUUAGACUCUUCACAGUUUUGGUUCCUGCUACUGUGAUGCAUAUGUGGCACAUGAUUUCAUAUUUGUGUGUCUGUCUCUAGACAACGUUCUGAACGCACUAACUCAAUAACAGUCCAUGAUGGAAAAUUCAUAGUGUUAAAUUAGAUUUUGGACCAUCUUGCUGCGUACAUGUACACAUUAGAUAAAUAGUUUCAUCUUCUUCAAACUGUUGUUACUCUCAAUGCUUCAUCAGUGUUGCAAAUUUAUGUGGAGACAAUGUGUUGACAAAGAGCUAUUUGGUAACAUAUGCACUAAUUGUCUUAAAAAAAAUGGCCUCAUUAGCAUCGCUGCUCUUGUUUAAUAUAUCGUGGUGAUUAUUCGUGGGACAUCAGGCAAUUCAAGUGCCUAUUACAUCUGUGAAUGGAAGUGAGUGAGGACACGCAGAAAACGGGAACAAGCUGAUGAAAUAAAUGAACACAUUAUGGCAGCAGACAAGAGGUUAUUCUCUGUUGAUUAUCACCGUUACUGCUGGGUUCUGUCUGCGUCUGCUCUACAUUAGCACCUACAUGCCAGGAUGCAAGGGUUCAAACAGUAUAAGCAUUUAUUUUAUCAUGUCUGUCUUCAAAAGUUAUGGAAUUCAACAAACAGUCUUCAGGACUUCAGAGAGUAUUUGUCCUUAAACUCACGUGACAGUGCAUUUUAUGUCGUCGUUGACCCAGCUGUAAGAUAAUCAGAUUCGAUGUGAUGAAUUAUAAAGCUGAGCUUGAAGGCUUGGAUGAACAAAAAAGAUUUCUUAAAUGAAAAAUGUGUUACAAUCCUGAAAACAAAGUACUCACAGGGCUGUGGGCUAAUGCUCAAAACAUUAAUGUGGCCACUGAGAAGUCAUCAGCAGUUAUUCCUUUUUUUCAUAAUUGUUGCAAAAUGAAGACUAACCAAAAAAAGUUUUAACAACAGCUUUUUUUUCUUGUAAUCUUCAUGUUAAUCUGCCACAGGCUGGUAGAGAUCAGCCAACUUUGUUUAUUUCUUCUGUUGUAUUUUCUGUUAUGGUAUUGCUUUGGGAAAGGUUAUUACUGUGCUUUUUGCUUUUCAUGUCACGGCAUUUCCAAUAACCCGGAAACAACACUGUAAGAUGAUACUCUCAAGUAAUCCACCUCUCAUCUUUGUUUCAGCAAAAAUAUAAUCUGUGUACAGUUUCUGAUACAAAAAAAAGAGAGAGAAAGAUAAUGCUGUAUAAAUGUAUUUUUGGACUAUUGGAGAGUAUAUAAAUAGGGGUCUUCAUGGAGAAUCAGGAUUUAAAAUGUCAAAAUGUAAUGAUGUGUUAUGAUGAUUAAUCCUUUGUAUUGUGAUGACAAAUCGUGGAGCAUCCAUCACUGAUGCCUACCACAAAAUCUUUCCUGUGGAAUUACAAUCCGUAGGAUACAACAGAGAAGCUGCAGGAUACAAAUAUGAGCAUAGCUUUGAACUCAGCUGACAUCAGUAACAGAGCAGCAGCGUGAUGACAAUUGACCACUUAAACUAUAGUGUUACAGGCUUCUGCUGUCAUGUACGUCCUGUUUGUUAACUUCAUGUCCAUUCCCGUGGUGGGUGGCCAAUCAGAUCUCUCCAGGGAGUAGUUUUGUGAGUUAUGGGGAAUUAACUUUUUGUCUGAUUCUGGGGGGAGAGGGAUAUGUCUUCUGUAUUAAACUGUUGUUCAUAA